Messenger RNA from Molossus molossus (Pallas's mastiff bat), 501 nucleotides. RefSeq names its product chromosome unknown C2orf74 homolog (gene DEMA1). NCBI's taxonomy places the organism in Eukaryota, Metazoa, Chordata, Mammalia, Chiroptera, Molossidae. The transcript is spliced from 4 exons. The record is from RefSeq and is a predicted model, not a curated record. Bases 1 to 501 code for a protein of 166 amino acids.
AUGAGCGCUGAUGCCACAGCAGGGAUAUUUGUCAUCCUCCUACUCAUCUGCUUCAUUUCCAUCCUCUGUUUACUGAUGGCGUUUUUAUAUAAAUGUUUCCAAACCAAGAAAGAUGGUAAGAUAGAAAAUGGUUCUUGUCAAGAUUGUUUAACUCCUAGUGUGGCGAAAAACAAUUCGAGAGACCCGAAACUUAUUCUAAGGAGGCCUAGCAUUCUUGUCAAGAAACGGAGUGAGGAAAUUGUGACCACAGAAUUUAAAAAAAAAGAGGACACAGAGGGCAAAAUACAAAAGGAGCAAAAUCCUGAGGAGGAUAAAGAAAAUCGCAAAGAGGAUGAUGAUUUGCAAAAAGCAGCCAUAACUGUCAAUGCAACCACUUCAGUUACUGAUAGCAAAAGACCUUUAAAAGGAGUGACAUUUUCUAGGGAGGUAAUUAUUGUGGAUCUUGGGAAGAAAUACCCUACACCUCAAAGCUAUAUUCAAGAACAUAAAGAAAGAAAAUGA